UAUCUAAAUCAAAAUAUCUCCAACAAUGUCAUAUUUUUAAUUAUAGCUAAAAUUCAGACGUAGUACACUUAAUUUUGAAAACGCUCAUAAACAUUUUAGACUUUUGUAACUUCCGUUUCAUAUCAAAUGGAAUACUCUCAUCAUAACAAGUCUAUUUAUCUUUAUUAGAUAGUUUAUUUAAUAUUUUGUAGCGUUAUAAACUUUCCUGUUGCUUUGAGUAACAUUUUGUAGAUCAUUUUCUUGGCUAUAUUAUUUUGAUUAGUAUUGUUUCUCUGUAAUAUACUUGCUAUAAUAAGUAAUGUGAGUAUCUACUAGCAAUUUCGGUGCUGUACUGUGGAUUAAGCCCAUCCCGAAUCGUUACGUACAAAAGGCGCAAUGACGUGCGCUCAUCUUGGAGUCUUGUCUAAGUAAAAGUACAAAAUUUACAUUUGUGUAAACUUCUACUCGUCUUGGCGGGGGCACUACUGUGCCCCCAGAUCUCAGCAUUGCCGUAUGGCAAUGUGUGCGGGACACGGGUUUAUCUUAAGAUGCAGAUGCACUAAGCGUCCUUUACACAAACUGUAGGGUGGUUCGCCGUAGAAGAAAUACCACCGGUUACAACUCACGGUUUAUUUACUUUUUACAAAUGUUUACGGUUUAUUUACUUUUUCACUUAAAAAGUUCCAAAAUCCCGACUUGGCAAAAAAAAAUCUGGCAACGCUGCUCGUGAUACUUACAUUUUGUACGAAAGAAAAGGCAUGCGAAAAGAUUCACUGGGGUUUGUGUUACAAGAUAAAGUGGAGAGAAUAAUAAGCACAAAUAUACUUCACUCGAUCAUUCAUACAGUUUCAGUCACAUUUUUGACCUGACAGACCGGGUGAUAAAGUGGCCGAUAAAGAUGGCCGUCAUUGCUAACCAUUCACAGGCCAGCACAAUUGACCGUCAAUAAAAUUGUGCUGGCCUGUGAAUGGCGUGACGUCAAUUAUUGACGUCACGCUGUGGCAAACAAACGGUGUACUGUGCCUGUUGCUAGUAGAAUAUUUAAUUAAACAUGAAUUCUACGUAUUACAAGUCCUGUAUAGUGCCCCAGUGUAAAAGCACAAGCAUAAAUACGCCUAACAAAUUAUUAAUACACGUUCCAAACAAUCCACAAAUACGGAAAAAGUGGCUUACACUUGCAAGGAGGGCUGAUGCGCAUUGUUUAUCAACUAAGUCACGGAUGUAUUUUUGUGAAGAUCAUUUUGAUUUGCCAAAUGAUAUGCUCAAUUAUACCGAGUAUCGUGUUAUGGGAACAGUAGCACGAGUGCGCAUGAAACCAGGUUGUAUUCCAAGUAAAUUUGGAUGUCAUGAAGACAGAAGAAAACGAAAAUAUGGCGGCACAGAACGGUCGUACACAUUAAAAAAACAAAGAAUGACGAUUAUAGCAGAGUGUCUGAAAGAAACAGAAGUUGAAGAAAGUGGUAUGCCAAGUUCAUUUCACAAAGUCACUCCUCGUACAAACGCAGAUGACUUGGAGUUGAACAGCGAUGAUAAACUGAGUGACGACGAUGCCCUGGCCACGUUUCCGUCGCAGCCGCGGCAGGCGCCCAUCGCGUCAUCUAGUGCAGGAGGAGGCGAGGACCCGCGCGAUGACGAGAGGUGUGACUCGUGCCGCGGCGGCUUGUCAGGUAUCCGGUUGGUGUGCGUGCAGUGCUCGUACAGCCAUUGUGUGGCGUGCGAAACUAGCGGUCGCCACCGGCACCACUACAUGCUGCGCGUGCCGGCCAACGGACAGAAGAAAGUACUGGAGAGGCUUGUGAAGAUAAUUCAAACGGAGUUACCUGAGAUCGACGCGAACUAUAAGUCUGACGCGGAUCCCAGUGACGAGCCGCUAAUAAUUAAAACUGAGAUCAAGACGGAGGAAGAGGAACCGGAUCCUCUGGGCGAGGCCACAAUAUAUACGGAGCAGCUAAGACCAGAAGAAGUUCUGGAACAGACGAUGUUGGAGAUAGAUAAGGGGUGUCUCGGCCAGGUCGUUGACCCGCCCCCGGCGCCGGCGAUGCAAGCGACCACCUCUGCUCACCCUGCUACAAACAUUAUACCUACAACUGGUGCGAGUGUUGCCAGCAAGAGGCGAGCGUCGUCCCCGACGCAACCGAGCGCGCCCAAGAAGGUGACGUCACCACAACAAUACAAGACUGAUCCAUGGACACAUCAAGACGAUAUUGACCCUCAUACGCCCGGUGAGAUAAGCAUCAAGACUGAAACCUCAAUGCCAGAUAUGAAAGGGCGCGGUAAGAAAGGCAGAACUACUAAGAAGAAAGUGAAACAGUGAUUUAAGUAGAUAGAAUAAUUUAAAUGGGAGACACUGGUGCUAAUUCCUGUAAACACCAUCUAAUUUUAUUUUAAGUUAUACCUGUCAUUUUCUUAUCCGCCGGAAAGGAAAGGGACGGGUAAUCGACAAACAUAAGAGAUACCUUUUUGAUUCGCCCGGGUUAUUCAUCUGUCCCUUUUCAACGGAUAAGAAAAUGACAGGUAUAACUUAAAGUAAAAUUAGGAGGUGUCUGCAGGAAUCGGGGCCAUUUUGUUGAUAUUAAGUUCUAAAUUACUAGUUGAUUUUAAUUUUGUGAAGUCAAUUUUGUAACUCGUAAAAUCUUUAUACAUCAUCAAUAAAAAUAUUUUU
Molecule: messenger RNA, 2641 nt
Organism: Pectinophora gossypiella (pink bollworm)
Lineage: Eukaryota; Metazoa; Arthropoda; Insecta; Lepidoptera; Gelechiidae
Product: protein ref(2)P-like
Exons: 11
Coding region: 1031-2293 (420 amino acids)
Molecular function (GO): zinc ion binding
Source: RefSeq, a predicted model, not a curated record